UAUCCAAACACAGGUAAACAUUCUGAAAACCCUAGUCGUCCCCCCUUUAUAAACAAAAUUUCGUUCUUUCACCCGGAGUUGUUGUGAAGCGCUCAUCUUCUGGCUUCUGCAUUUGAAAAUUAAAGCAACCAAGUAUCAACAUGGUGGCCGCCAAGAAGACCAAGAAGACUCAUGAGAGCAUCAACAACAGGUUGGCGCUCGUCAUGAAGAGUGGCAAAUACACUUUGGGCUACAAGACUGUCCUUAAAUCCCUUAGGAACUCCAAGGGGAAGCUGAUCAUUAUUGCAAACAAUUGCCCACCCCUAAGGAAGUCUGAAAUUGAGUAUUACGCUAUGUUGGCCAAGGUUGGAGUUCACCACUACAAUGGGAACAAUGUAGACUUGGGGACUGCAUGUGGAAAAUAUUACAGAGUUUGCUGCCUCAGCAUUAUCGAUGCAGGAGACUCGGAUAUUAUCAAGAGCAUGCCUGGUGAUCACUGAUGAGAAUAGCAAAAUCAUCCUAGGAGUCUGUCAUUUUUGGCAAAUUUAUUUUAGGUUCAAACCUUUGAUUUUGUUAAUUAAAGCCAUAUAUUUUGCAACUUAAAAGCUGCAUUGUAGCAUUUUUUCAGAUGGAGACAUAAUUGUUUGUUAUCUACUAAAUGUUUAAUUUUGAGUUUCAUUAGUUUUUAUUAAUCUGUAGCUGCAAGAGUUGCUGUGCGUGGAUGGUGAAACUGAAGUUUAUUUUGAUCAUUUAAACGUCACUUGAAUGA
Mangifera indica (mango) is the source of this 748-nucleotide messenger RNA. Its product is annotated as 60S ribosomal protein L30. The transcript has 5 exons. The record is from RefSeq and is a predicted model, not a curated record. The coding region runs from base 141 to 479 and encodes 112 amino acids. NCBI's taxonomy places the organism in Eukaryota, Viridiplantae, Streptophyta, Magnoliopsida, Sapindales, Anacardiaceae. Gene Ontology annotation, molecular function: RNA binding; structural constituent of ribosome. Gene Ontology annotation, cellular component: cytosolic large ribosomal subunit.